Molecule: messenger RNA, 7931 nt
Organism: Gambusia affinis (western mosquitofish)
Lineage: Eukaryota; Metazoa; Chordata; Actinopteri; Cyprinodontiformes; Poeciliidae
Product: leucine-rich repeat transmembrane neuronal protein 4
Exons: 3
Coding region: 763-2652 (629 amino acids)
Molecular function (GO): protein binding
Source: RefSeq, a predicted model, not a curated record
GCAGACGUGAUUAACGGCGGCGUCAUGCUGUAUUUCAAACCCAGCAGCAGCGAGAGGGAAGGGAACGAUUGAGCAGGAAAAAAAGAAAAGAAGGGGGGAUGUUUGGAUGACUUUCCCGAGAGACUCGUUGACAGCGCUUCACACUCACUUGGGGAUAAACCUGCUGCUUACUUUCUUUCGGUGUGCCGCGCAGAACAUAGACGAACAAGGUCUUUUACCAGAAAAUAUUUAUGGGGACUAACGGCCUGCUUUUUUAUAUCACGCUGACGCUUGUGUGAAGUUCCAGACGGGAUUUUCGCGGAAUUUCUGUGCGCAUGUAAGACUGACGUGACUUACUUGGAUGUGAUAUUGUUACCGUCUGCGCCAGCUGCAGUGCUCUUUCUGGUGCUCUUUCUGGCUGUUACUGAAAAAAAGAAAAGAAAAGAAAAGAAGAAGCUGAUUCUUCGUUUUGCUUCUGAGACAUGGAUAGAGAGUUCUGAAGCCGGAUUUUGCAAGCCUUUAACCUGGAGUCGGGAAGUAAAUGACAUUCUCUGCGGUUCGCUGGGACGGGAAUAGGUGCAGAGCUAAACCGGCUAAAGCAUCGCAGGUCCGGGAGAGUGAAAAAGGGCAGGUGCGCUUUGGAGUCAGCGACUGCGCGGAGAGCGGACCGGUGGAUUAGGACGGUACCUGCGUGUGCUGUGGAGAGCGCAUCAUGCGGACUCGGAUGUCGCGCACAAUGAGCCAUUAAAACCUGUAGGCUGGAGCGAAAACAGAUAAGCGGAUAUGGGCUCUGCUCUGCAGCGUCGCUGGCUAUUGUUCCAACUCCUGAUGCAGGUGUGGCUAGCAGCAAAUCCAUCUCUAAGUGAUCGCCACUGCCCUAAGAGUUGUCGCUGUGAUGGAAAAAUUGUCUACUGUGAGUCAAGCGCCUUUCGUGAUGUCCCCAAGAACCUUUCAGGAGGCUGUGAGGGCCUGUCGCUGCGGUACAACAGUCUCUCCAGUCUUCGCGCAGGACAGUUUGUUGGCCUCAACCAUCUUAUUUGGCUCUACUUGGACCAUAAUUACAUUGCCUCUGUAGAUGCAAUGGCAUUCCAGGGAGUCCGCAGGCUUAAAGAACUGAUUCUAAGUUCGAACAAGAUCACGUCGCUCCAUAAUACAACAUUUCAUCCUGUCCCUAAUUUGCGGAAUUUGGACUUGUCGUACAAUAAACUGCAAGCCUUGCAACUUGGGCAAUUCCAAGGGUUACGUAAACUUCUUAGUCUUCACAUACGAUCUAAUUCACUAAAAACUCUCCCAAUGCGUCUUUUUCAAGAUUGCAGAAAUCUUGAAUUCCUUGACCUUGGUUACAAUCGCCUCCGGAGUAUCACUCGAAAUGCACUUUCUGGACUUGUCAAACUCACUGAGUUGCAUUUGGAGCACAAUCAGUUCUCCAAGAUAAAUUUUUCCCAUUUUCCUCGACUCUACAAUCUACGGGCUCUUUACCUGCAGUGGAAUCGCAUUCGAUCAAUGAGCCAGGGCUUGACUUGGACCUGGGCCUCUGUCCAAAAACUGGAUCUGUCAGGGAAUGAACUGACAGAAGUAGAUCCCAUAGUUUACCAAUGCUUACCAAACCUGCAGACUCUCAAUCUGGACUCCAAUAAGCUGACAAAUGUUUCUCAGGAGGUUGUUGAUGCUUGGAUCUCACUGACCAUGAUUAGUUUAGCAGGAAAUGUUUGGGACUGUAGCCCUGCCAUCUGUCCUCUUGUGGCUUGGCUGAGAAAUUUUAGAGGGGCAAAAGAGACCACAAUGAUUUGUGCCUCUCCCAAGAAAGCUCAAGGAGAGAAGGUGAUGGAUGCGAUUGAAGCAUUUGGGGUUUGCCAAUCCAACCAAGGACCAGUACUCACAGUGAACAUUACUCCAAACCUAUCCAGGGUCCCUGUACAGACAGAAUAUAACCCAUCUGUUCUGGCUUUGACAACUAGCUCGGGAAAGAGAUCUGAGGGAUCUCUUUGGGGUCCUACUUCAUUGGCAGUUACCCCACCUGUUGCACUUCCUCCAGAGCAAGACUUAGAGCCUGUCUCCUUCCAUAAGAUUGUGGCUGGAAGUGUUGCCCUGUUUCUGUCCGUUGCAAUGAUCCUCUUGGUAAUUUAUGUGUCCUGGAAGCGCUAUCCUAACAGCGUGAAACAGCUCCAGGAGCACUCUGCCGCGGCUCGCAAGCGUCGCAAGAAACCCCGAGAGACGGAGCGCACCCUUAGCUCCCCUCUGCAGGAGUACUAUGUGGACUACAAGCCCAACAAUUCUGAGGCCAUGGAUGUGCUCGUCAAUGGAACUGGACCAUGCACCUACACCAUCUCAGGCUCCCGAGAAUGCGAGGUCCCACACCAGAUGGGUGCCCUAACCUUUUACCGCUAUGAACAGCCCAUUGUAGACUACUGCCAGGCCCAUCAACCCCUGCGGCUCAACAUGGGAUACGAAGGCCCACCUCAGGGACUGGAAGGACUUGAAGACCUGGGGCCAUGUGACAGGGGCACAAUACAGACGGUGGCCUUGCCUGCAGUGCCCUCUGUUGCCAGCAUAGGUGGCCCUGUGCCAGGGGCCCGGUCCCCUCCUCCGCCCCUCAUGCAACAAACUGAAGGUCCCAGCAGCGGCCCUUAUCCUCCCCCAGAACGCACCGGAACUCUUAAAUUCGGACGCUAAAGAGUCUGGCUGUUAGAGGUGGGAGAAAAGCCUGUGAUUCACCAUUACUUUUGAAAGGAAGGGAGCAGGUGAGGUGGUUCAAUGGGGCCUUGUUUUUACCACAUGGACGAACGGACUACAUUUUCAAAAUAUGCCUGGAGGGUUUUGGCACAGGGAAUACACAGUCUUACAGUAAUAUAACAUGGUGGGACAUUCAUCAUUAUGAAUUUCUUUUAAAAGCAGCUAAUAGAAAAAAAAGCCCUUACUACCUACUCAUGAAAAGUAAUUUAGCAGAUGAUGAAAAGAGUUGCUUUGUGGCCUAAUCUGGUCUUCAUCAUAUCUGAUGUCAGCCCAAUGGCUUACGUGUCCACAGUGGCAGCAGUCAGCUUCUGCAAUGUCAGGAGUGAAAGGGGACGUGCAAUAAACAAAAUGUCUCGAUCAUAGAACAUAGCAGUAACUCGACAGAUCUCUGAGGUUUUGUGAAGCACAGGAGGCUUCUUACUGUAAUUAGAAAAUUCAUCUCACAAGCUGUUGACAAAGUGAGACCUGCAUUAUCGUUCCAGAAAUAAUCACAUUCAGACUUACCUUUGUUCUGUUUUGUUGGAUGUUGUAUUUAGAACUGAAUUCAAUUUCUGUGCAUGUUAAACCAAAGAGUUUAUUAAGGAUUUCUUUAAGGCACAUACAUAAAAUAUCAGUUGUAUUACACAACAAGCCCCUGCCAGUUCGCACUUAACCGCCAAAGCCCCCUGCUGUUUAAUACAAACUUUGCAGAUGAGCAAAGCACUCAAGCAUGAGUCAGGUCAGGUAGCUGAACUGAGAUGUUGGACAGAUUUAUUAUAGUCAUGAAAUGUAUAAGGGAAACCAUGAACUACAGCUACCAAAGCAGUAUGUUCAAAUAAUAAUAGAAAACAUAUAGGUGCCCUUUAGGAAGUAAAUGGCUAAUCACUGUACGUGAAUAUACCCCCAACUGGAUGACUCACUUGUCUUUAGGAAACCUUUCAUGUGGAUAUUCAUGAGAAAAUAAGUACAUUUAGAUGAACAUGUGUACAUAUUAUUCAAAAGUUGAGCCUAUUGAAAGAGUAACCACUCUCACUGCCCCAAAAUUGUCAUUCGAAACAAAUCAAUGAUUGACUUUCAUCGGAAUGGACUACAGAAGGAGCACCACGCUCCUCUUUCCCUGCCGCCACAGAGAACAACACUGCUGACUGGAGGCAUGUUAAACCAGCAAGCUGACUUCUCUUUGACCUGCAUAUGAACCCAUGGACUGUAUUGGGAAUAUUACCAGACAUGUUUAUUUUUUUUGUUGUUGUUCUAAAAAGCGUGCAAUGGAGUUUUAUGCACUCAGUAACCCUGUGGCCGCUGUGUUGAGCACUUCUUAUGGAGCCGUUGGGGACUUAACAUACAGCAGCGACAGGCUGUCAAGUAUAGUCUCUGGCUCGGGCCAGAGUGUUGUGGAAGCUGACCACAACAAGCCGGGGUGACACACAGUUCAAACAGAUCAAUGCAUCCUUACGAUGGGAAUAUAAGAAGCAAAUUAUUAUUAUUUUUUUUUUCUUUUCUCUUUUUGAGAUAAAUCGAAAGUUUCUAAGGUGUUUAAAGAUGAUGUCAAGAAAUUCCAUAAGACUCCCAGAGGGACUAAAUAAAACAGAACUCAAUCAUUGUGUAAAUAAAAAGUCUUUAAGAAGAAAAAAAAGGUACAAACUUCACUUCUUCUGAAACACAAACUGUGAACAGAAGAGGAGCCUUAUUGACGUUCCAGUGGGAAUAUUACCAGAAACAUACCAGGACGACUCGGUGAGGAAGUUCUUAUUGUAAUGCUCUUGUUGUUUCAAUGAUAAAUAUUUUUCUAUCUGCUCCCUUCAUGAUAUUGCCAUUUAAUUCAAAUGAUAUGGAUAUUCUUUCUUAAACCCAGUUCAUUUUACCUAAUCACAUUUUGAAGGAAGGAUUGAAACCAGUCUUAUUUGUGAAGUUCUCUGAACGGCCUCUGUAUUCUUUGUUCUCACACUUGUACAUGUUAGAGAGGUAUACCUUCAGGUUGUGGUCACAUGGUUUGUUAUUUGUAACACAGUAUGUUCAUCAGAUUUUAGAAUUUUCAUGCUAUCUGCCAUUCAAAGAUUUCCUGUGUGGAGAAGAAGUGUGCUAAAUUGUGAGAAAAGGUGUUCCUGUGCCAUUAUUUUUGUAUGCGUUCUACCAAAAACCAGGCCCAGACACAAGUGACUCAGAUGUUAUCACCGCAUUGCAACCUCAAAAGGGUUCAUUCCCGUUUAUGUACAGGUCAUCACAUUAAAAAAAAAAAAAAAAAAAAUACAGUUGAGUCACUCGAUACGGUUGUUUUUUAGUGCUGGUGGAGUUUACUUUGUAAUUACAGCUGUGCCAAUGUCUUUAUAAUGGGAGCUCUCAGUUCUACCCAUGUAUUAUUGUCUUGCCUUGCUCUAUAUCACUCCUAUUAACUCCCUGGCCUGAAUUUCAUGUCUGCUGCUUGGUGACUCAGGUGAACCUGUUAAGCUUAGUUCUAUUUCUGUCCGCAUGUUUAUAUAUUGGGAAACUUUGUCCAGCUGGGGAAGAAGACAAACCAUGAGACAGAUAUUUCCAGCCACGAAUGGCCUAGAACCAGCAGCACGUGUCUAACCACAUCUCUGUUUCAAACGCAUUUCAUUUGCUGACCCGUUCAUGCUUAUGUCUUGUCUGAUAUGAAAUUUCCCAACAUUCUAAGCCACAAAGAAGAAAAACACUUUUAUCAGACACACAAAAUCACAUGAGAAAUUUUCCUUUUAUAUUCCCUCAUGUAUGUCAUAUUUAUGUUAGGUUCAAAACAUUAUUAGGUCAAUUUUAUUGGCAGAAAAAGAUUAAAACUACUUUGUCCUCCACAUUUAAUUAGAAAAUUGUAAUGAAAUAUAUGUAUUUAAAGUUACAAACCAAUGGUGGAUUAAUCAUGACUACAUCCCUGAAAAUAUUAGAUAUAUUCAGUGGAACUUUGAAUCCUCCUGCCAGUAUUUAUACAGUCUUUUGUCCAUCUCUUUUGGGUCUACUGUACAGCAGCCACAUCAUGGCUCACAGAGAGCCAGGAUGUGGUACUUUACGUCUUGUUUUACAACCAAAAAUAUUUCAAAACACCAAAAAGCUUCUUUGCUAUAAGCAUGGGAAUAAUCUGUUCUAUAUAAUAAUAUAAAAAUCCAGAAUAAAGUUUAAAAAAACUUUAAACAGUGAGAAAGGUAGGAAGGAAAAAUUUUAAGUUUUGAAACUUAUUCGAAAUACAACGAGAAUUUGUCUUCACCUAGAAUCUGACUUUUUUUUUUUAAACUCAGGCAUUUAUUGUCUCCACCAUUAACACUGGAAUUACUGUUGUUUAAUGCUAUCUUUGCUAACAAUGCUAAUUGCAAAUAAAUGAUCAUUUCAUCUUUGCUUUCAAAUAGUAAAAACCAUAUUUUAUAGUAACUUCUUUCAGUGUUUCACAUCACAUUUCCUCAUUUCUGGUGGGGAAAAAAAAAUUCUAAAAAAUAUAUUUAUAUAUUGCAGUCUUGAAAGAAAAUCUCGAAUCAGUAAAUAUUAGACACAAAAAGUAAAAGCUGUAGAUUAGAUGUCGUCCAUAAAAUUCCGACUAUUGCAUCUCAAAAUGUAGCUUUUCAAAACCUGACUAUAUGUCAAAGCCAGAAAGUGUCCCAUACCUGAAGAAUUUAUGUUAUAUAAAAAAUAUGGAGACACGAGUGGAUAAUUAUAAGAUUUUUUUACUUCAUUACUGUUGCAGAUUUCUGAGCAAUCUAAGUAACUUUAUUUUUUCCUGUAAGACAUGAUACAACCUCACCCAAACACUGACUUUAUACCCACACUGGUAAUAGUUACCAGUGUUCAUUUUCAACACACAGUUAAAACAAAAGACAUUCCAAGCUGUAUUAUAUUAUUAUAUACUCUUACAAAAACACAUAAUUCACAAUAAUACCGAAAAGUCACUAUUAACUUGCCUCUCUAGUCCAUACAGAACAUGCAUAAAUGCAUAUGUUCACACAAGAAGCAAAGUAAUAACAAAAAAUGACAUUGCAUAUAUCUUGAUAAACGAUAAUAAAUUACUGCAGGACUUGACACAGCUAUCCACUUCAGUUCACCCAAGGCCAUCUGUGAUGGUUCACUAGGAAGUAAUACAUUACCUGAUAAACAGAGUUGAAAAAAUUAAUUUUGAACCAGACAUGGAUUUGCGGCUUGUUCUUCUAUGCCAUACAUCUGUGUCUUACCAGCAGGCAGUACUGGAGUAUGCCCAUACAGCACACAUUCAUGAGUCUUCAGAGUCAAGUUAGCAUGUGUACACAUGGAGUCUGGGACCGGCUAGGAGAAAAUAUGCUAAUCCUUAUGAUGUGCCAAUUUCCAGUUGGAUUUUCUUGAAUUUGCUGGAUGUAUUUGGUCCUACAACAUUGAGACUUUUUAAAGACAAUGAGACUUGAAGCAUUGCUACUGAUUGAGCCCCCCUGCAUGUACCCAGACGGCCUGCGUGCGUGCGUAUGUGUGUGUGUCUGCGUCUACUGUACAGCAGCACCUACUCCUCUACCUCCUGUGAACGAACAUCACCAUUACUGAUGUUCUUGCCAACCCGCGCCCCAUUGAUUGUUAUUGUUCCACGCUGUUUCACAUUAGCAGGAAGUCUUUAACCUUCGACCCUCGUUGUUCCAGUUCUGUUUUUCUGCCAUUGCUCAUGUCAGAGGUGGCACAGAAAAAGAAAGGCAUGAUCAUUAACCUCUGUCGGGAAGACACACAUUUUCGUUUGUCUGACAAAGCCCUAAUUGGAUUUAAUGUAAGCACUUAAGAGAAGAAGGUUUUUUUAAAUUUUAUUUAAAUGGGCUUAAUUGUUCUCUUGCAGUUGGAAUGAGAGUGCCGUGUGAGAGCAAGCAGCAGGAUCCUGACAGAGAGCAAUAUCAGAAUUAGUCAUUGUUACAUGUGGGGUUAGACACUUUUACAUUCUUAUUUGUUUUUCAUUUCUUUUUUUUAAUGUUUGCUCCUUUCUGAAUGCUUUCAAUCCAACCACAGAAUCCCCACCGACUCUGUUUCAUCCAUUUCCUGCACAGAGCGUUGUUUCUUUUUUAUGUAAGUUGUAAAUAUGCGCUUUACUGUUUUCUUUACUAGUUGGUUCGUUGUUACUUUUUUAAAACUUUUAUUUUGUUUUUUAAUUAUUAUUGUAUCAAAAACUAAGGCAUUUUUUUUUCUGUGAAGACCUGGUCCAAGCGCAAAAAUAUGGCUCUUCUAUGAGUAUAUUAUUGUCAGAAAAUGUUUUGUAAAAAUUUUGAUGAUGAUAUAAGAAAUAAAACUAUAAAGGU